Messenger RNA from Acanthocheilonema viteae, 3049 nucleotides. The record is from the annotation of a GenBank genome assembly. NCBI's taxonomy places the organism in Eukaryota, Metazoa, Nematoda, Chromadorea, Rhabditida, Onchocercidae.
AUGGAAAUUAAAUCAGCAGAUAGUAAGCCUCAUUAUCAAAUUUCAUUUUACUCUAAUAAUGAGAAUUAUCGCCACAUUCCGAGCGAUGUUUUAUCCGUACCGACUGAUAUUACAGUAGAUAAAUUAAAUGUACUUGCGAAUAUGACUUUGAACAGUGUAUUCGAUAAGGAGCUCGAAUCAGUUGUUUUCGAUUUUCUUAUAUCAUCUACCAUUUUGCGGACUACAUUAGAAGAAUUUGUCCAGGAAAAUCAUGUCCCAAUCGAAUCAGUUAUCAAUAUAGAAUGUAUUAUUCAGGAGCCAGCACCAGAACCAGAUUCGGAUAUUACCUUGCCUGACUGGAUUGGUGCGAUUAGCAUUGCAUCUGCUACAUAUGGUGGUGAACUUGUGUUGUGGAAUCACUGUGGAAAAGAAUUAACAUCAUCAAUUUUACAUGAAGAAGCUAUAAAGUGUCUCGCAUUUUUGCCCGAUCAAAAAGGAAAUCGAAUUGUCACUGGUGGCCAUGAUCAGGUUCUGAUGAUAAGUGAUAUAGAAAUAGAUGGAUCAUCCACUUUCAUAAAACCGACAUGCAUACUCCGCGGUCACGAAAGGAGCAUAGAAUCCGUAGCCGUAAAUGCUGAUGGUACUCGGACGGUUUCAGGCGGCUUUGACAAAAUGUUGAAAGUAUGGAAUACCGAUAAAGAUGAUACGUCCACUGUUUUCGAAAAAACAAGCAAUGGGAAAACGAGCAAGAAGAAGAGGACUGAUGUUAUUACUAAGACUCCCAUGGUUACUUUAUCUGCUCACAAAGACUCUAUUGUCGGUAUAACCUGGUCAUCUAAUUCUGCAAAGGAAGUGUUAACAGCUUCAUGGGAUCACACGAUAUCUAUCUGGGAUUUGGAGUUAGCAGGUCAGACAAGUACUUUAACUGCAAAGAAGGCAUUCACAAGCAUUUCAUUGUGCCCUUCAAAUAGCAUGCUUAUAACCGGUUCAGUAGAUCCGAUUGUGAGGUUAUGGGAUCCACGAAGUCAUGAAGGAGCAUUAGUGAAACAGUCGUUUAUUGGUCAUUGCGGUUGGGUUUCAUCAGUUUUUUGGAACAAAAUGAGAGAAAAUCUCUUCAUUUCCGCAAGUUUUGAUAAGACAGUAAAAAUGUGGGAUGUGAGAAGUAACAAAACUCCUUUAUACGAUCUUGUUGGCCACACUGAUCGUAUAUUAUGUUGUGAUUGGUCGGUGAAUGAAUUAAUUAAUUUUAUGAGCAAAAAGGAUUUUCAUCCAAGUGCUUGGUGGAAUAUCAAGAAGGUGUGGGAAGCACGUCAGAAAGAUGAAAUGGAGAAGAAACGUCAGGAGGACUUGCGUAUUGCAUACGAACGAGAGCAAGAUAUACUCAACAAUAAGGCUCUUUUGGGAGACGAAAAGGCACGUAUGGGUCUUUCGUUUAUGUAUGAUGCACCUCCUGGAAUUAAUAAGAAAGAAGAGGACAAACCCGAACCAAAAUUCGAAUGGCAAAGAAAAUAUAACGCACCAAGAGAAGAUUGGGCCAAGAAUAAUGAUGCCAUAACCGAUCAACCUUUCGGUAUACAAGUGCGUAAUGUUCGCUGCGUGAAAUGUCACACAUGGGGACAUUUGAACACAGAUCGUGAAUGCCCACUAUACAACAUGAGUGGGAACUUCGAAGAUCCUGGAUAUGCAAACAAUCCAUCCGAUUUAUUCAAACAACUACAAAAAGACCGUAUAGAGAGAAAAGUGUCCGAAAAAACGAGACCGAAAGAACCAUUUAAAAAUCGAUCAUCAAGGCAUGCUAUUACUGCUAUAGAUGAUGACGAGAAUGAGGAACAGUGGGAAGAGUUGACUUACGAUCAACUAGCAGAGAAUAUGAAAGAAGAGCAUGGGUUGACCUUAAAAAACAAUAUAUUCCAAAAUAUGCGCGCAGAGGAAAGCAUUAUGAAUAUGGGUUCAAGUUCAGAGCAGGAAAAAAUGGCAGCAUUUUUCAAUACUCUCAGUGAAAAAGAAAAGCGUAAAAUAGCAAAACAACUACUGUCAGGAACAAGUGACAAGCAUAAAAAAAAGAAAGAAAGGAAACGGAUGAAGUUAAAAUCUGAGAAAAAUGGGAAAAAGAAACAUCAAAAGCAAAAAAUAGAUUUUGGUGAACCGUCAGUAUCAAAGACUGUCCAUGGUGAAAAGCGGAGAAGAGUUGAAAAAGACGGAAAACACAAAUCUCAAAUCUGUUUGGAUGAAAAAACAGAUUGGUUUGACGCAGGAGAAUUUCGAAGCACAAAACGACAGAAAUUUUCAUCUUCAGAGUCAGAGGACAGAGUGAAGAAGACAAGACAUCAAAGUCGUUCACCUUCACAUCAUCAAAGUCGUUCACCUUCACAUCAUAAGCGCCACCGCAGUAAAGAUCGUCAGCCUAAUGUCUUAGCUGGACUGAAUCAAACAGCAAUCCAGUGUCUUUUCUAUUCAAUCUUUCCGUUCCGUAGACAUGAAAUAAGUAGGCCUACUGGUUGUGGCGGUCGUGGUGCUGUUGCUGCCGCAGGUGGUCUUGGUCUUAUAAUUGCCGGUGCAGUAUUACAGUUGAAGUAUACCGGUUUACUGGAUAUAUUGGGUGAUGAAAGAUUAGCAACACCAAUACUAUUGCUUGCUGCCGGUGCACUAUGCUCCCUAUUAGGUUUUCUGGGAUGUUGCGGAGCAAUCAGGGAGAAUUAUUGCUUAACGGUAAGCUUCGCUGUCCUGCUAACUUUGGUACUAACAACUGAAACAGCUAUUGCUAUCGCCGCUUACGCAUUACAGGAACCUCUUCAAGCUUCUUUAUCGCGGCAACUAACAUUAGGCCUGCAAAGAUACAAUCGUUCAGCAGGUGUUCGAAUGGCAUGGGAUCAAACUCAAAAACAGUUUGCAUGUUGUGGAGUGCAUAAUUAUACAGACUGGAAUACUCCGCCAGAUUCAUGCUGUAUUCAGGUUUCACCUGGUUGUCGAUUAAUUCAGCAAAAUUUACAUCCUUCAGGCUGUAUGGAACGCUUGGAGCAUUGGCUCACUCUGAAUGCAUCGAUGGUUGGCGGAGUAAGCGCAAUCGUCG